Messenger RNA from Castor canadensis (American beaver), 2894 nucleotides. Lineage: Eukaryota; Metazoa; Chordata; Mammalia; Rodentia; Castoridae. The record is from RefSeq and is a predicted model, not a curated record.
AGAUGUCAGACGUGGCCAAUGGCGAGCCCUGUACCUCUCCUCUGGAACUGUUCAACAGCAUAGCUGCUCAGGGGGCACUCGUGAAGUCCCUUAAAGCUAAAAAGGCAUCAAAAGAUGAAAUUGAUUGUGCGGUAAAGAUGUUGUUGUCACUAAAAAUGAGCUACAAAGCUGCAAUGGGGGAGGAUUACAAGGCUGACUGUCCUCCAGGAAACCCAUCAACUGUGAGUAGUAGUGACCCAGAUGCCACAGAAGCCAGUGAGGAUUUUGUGGACCCAUGGACAGUACGGACAAGCAGUGCAAAAGGCAUCGACUAUGACAAGCUCAUUGUACAAUUUGGAAGCAGUAAAAUUGACAAAGAGCUGAUAAACCGAAUAGAGAGAGCCAUCGGCCAGAGACCACACCGCUUCCUGCGCAGAGGCAUCUUCUUCUCACACAGGGAUAUGAAUCAAGUUCUCGAUGCCUAUGAAAAUAAGAAACCAUUUUAUCUGUACACAGGCAGGGGCCCAUCUUCUGAAGCAAUGCAUGUAGGUCAUCUCAUCCCAUUUAUUUUCACAAAGUGGCUCCAGGACGUAUUCAACGUGCCCUUGGUUGUCCAGAUGUCUGAUGAUGAGAAGUACCUGUGGAAGGACCUGACUCUAGAUCAGGCAUACAGCUACACCGUGGAAAAUGCUAAGGACAUCAUUGCCUGUGGCUUUGACAUCAAUAAAACUUUCAUCUUCUCUGACCUUGAAUACAUGGGGAGGAGCCCAGGCUUCUAUAAGAAUGUGGUGAAGAUUCAGAAGCAUGUCACCUUCAACCAAGUGAAAGGCAUUUUCGGUUUUACUGACAGCGAUUGCAUUGGGAAGAUCAGUUUUCCUGCCGUCCAAGCUGCUCCUUCCUUCAGCAACUCAUUCCCACAGAUCUUCCGAGACAGGACAGACAUCCAGUGCCUCAUCCCCUGUGCCAUUGACCAGGACCCUUACUUUAGGAUGACAAGGGAUGUCGCCCCCAGGAUUGGAUAUCCUAAGCCAGCUCUGCUGCACUCGACCUUCUUCCCUGCUCUGCAGGGGGCCCAGACCAAGAUGAGUGCCAGUGACCCCAACUCCUCCAUCUUCCUCACUGACACGGCCAAGCAGAUCAAGACCAAGGUCAACAAGCAUGCAUUUUCUGGAGGGAGAGACACUGUGGAGGAGCACAGGCAAUUUGGGGGCAACUGUGAUGUGGAUGUGUCUUUCAUGUACCUGACCUUCUUCCUGGAGGAUGACGACAAGCUUGAGCAGAUCAGAAAGGAUUACACCAGCGGAGCCAUGCUCACUGGUGAGCUCAAGAAGACUCUCAUAGAUGUCCUGCAGCCCCUGAUAGCUGAGCACCAGGCCCGGCGCAAGGAAGUCACUGAUGAGAUGGUGAAGGAGUUCAUGACUCCUCGGCAGCUGUCCUUCCACUUUCAGUAACGCUUGUUUUCUAUUUGCAUAUAAAGUUGCAUAUAAAGUUUAUCCGUAAUCCUAGCCCCAUCAAAUCAAAAUCCCUUUAGGCUUCUGUCACAUGGUAAUUCUUGGACUGGUCUAUAAACCCUUUGUGUGUUCUAGAUACUGUUUCUUCCUGUAAAGUCUAUCCUUCCUGUUUUGUGGACAAAUGCUGUGGGCAAUCGGUGCUGCUAGGGUUGCAUGGUCAGAUAGAAAAUCCAGCUGUGAGUCUCUCCCACAAAGAGCCCAGGCUGUGGAUCCUCUGUGGCCCACAGAAGACUGUCCAUCUGAGAACAGCCUAGGUUCCAAAUAUACUUCCAAAAUGUACUCUGUAAAGAAAUGUGUUCUAAGUGAGAUGUGAUGUUACCUCCCUGUAACCCCAGCACUUAGGGAGACAGAGACAGGAAGAGCCAGAGUUCCAGACCAGCCUGGGCUACCUGUAAAGAUCCUGUUUCAAAAAAAUAUGUUGUAUGUAUACAUAUGUGGAAUCAAAAUGUCAUUAUUAUAAAACUAAAAAGUGUUAUGAAUAGUUGAUGUGGGGAAGUAUAAUGGGCAAAAGAUGUGUUUUAGGCCCUUCCCCAAAAAAAAAAAAAAUUGAUACCUAAAACUGAUAAUUUUGCUUUACUAAGAAAAUCACCCAGCUUUGGGCUGGAUAUGUAGGCCAGUGGUAGAGCAACUUCUUAGCAUGCAUAAGGCCCUGGGUUCUAUCCCCAGCACCACAACAGAGAGAGAGAGAGAGAGAGAGAGAGAGACCACCCAACUUUAAAGCUGCUUUUACCAUUGGACAUGGGUAGAGUUUGGGCAGGUUUAUUAGCCUGAGUCUUGUGGGUGAAGCUUUCCAGUUGACUUAACUAAACUCCAGACCAUGCAUGCAUGCCAUCCACUCCAGGAAUCAUGCGCUUUGCCCUUACCGUACUAACUUUUUGCCAAAUACCCUCACUCCACCAUGCACAAUCCAGUGGCUCCCCACACACCCUCUGUAAGAUGCUAAGGAUGGUCUGUUGCCUUUGCAGAUGCUUUUGUUUUGACACUUGACUGAAGUGGAAGUCAGCACAGAGCAGUGCCCUGGCUGUCCCAGGCCAGUGGAUAUAGCUAGAGAAAAGCUCGGGUGGAGUCCUCCUGGCCCUGGCGUUUUACCUGUGGGCGGGCCACAUUUAAUCACGUACCACAUGUAGUCUUGACAAAACAGAAGCCAUUUCUCAGGGAAAGCCCCUGGUUGAAGUAUCUGUUCUCUCCAAAGGCACAGGGUCCACUCUUGAGUGCUCUGUCCUUGUGCCGCCCACUGGUAAAAAUAAACUUCUUUUGCUCCUGUCUGUGUGUCUGUUGCUGUCUGUUGUCUCUGUCCAGAAAGACUGAUGAGGUUGUGGCAGCCUUGCUGCAGGCCCAGCCUGUGUUACACCCACUGCUAAGACCCAUAAUUUUCCCCUUGGCCCUCAGAAGGUGCCCUUAAUU